GGCAUUAACGUAAUUUAAUUCUCACAAACGGUGCCUUUUCUGCACUCUUCCCCCCCUGGCCGUCUAAGCCCUCCCUGUCUCCUCCUCUCCUCCCUCUUCCUCACUCGCACAGCACGAGAGACAAGGCAAAUGGGCCGCUCCAACAACACACGAAGUAACAAUUUGUUACGCUCUAAAUCCUAACACUCGCAUAAAAGAGAAGAAGAAGAAGAAGAAGAAGAAGAAGAAGAAUGUCACGAUCAGGCGAAUGCUGUCGAAGCUCGGAGGUGCCCGCGUGGCUGAAAUCCCUGCCGGCGGCGCCGGAGUACCACCCGAGCCGCGCGGAGUUCCGCGACCCGAUCGCGUACAUCCUGAAGAUCGAGGCGGAGGCCUCCUCCUACGGCAUCUGCAAGAUCGUCCCUCCCCUCCCGGCUCCUCCCCGGAAGACUGCCCUCGCCAACUUCGACCGCUCCUUCGCCGCCCGCUGCCCGCCCUCCGACACCCCCACCCCCACCUGCGCCCGCCAGCAGCAGCUCGGCCUCUCCCUCCCGCCGCCGCCGCCCCCGCCCCGCAGAAGCCCGUCGGCAGAGCCCCGACGCUUCACCCUCCGCCAGUUCGCCUCCAAGGCCGACCACUUCCGCCGCUCCUUCCUCGCCAAAUCGCCCCCCUCCCCCGACAUCGACGCCCUCUUCUGGAACUCCGCCGCCGCCGGCCGCCCCUUCUCCGUCGACUACGCCAACGACAUCCCCGGCUCCGGCUUCUCCCCGCUCCCCCGGCGCCGCCCCCACUCCGACCCCGCCACCGUCGCCGACACCCCCUGGAACAUGCGCGGGGUCUCGCGCGCCCCCGGCUCCCUGCUCCGGUUCAUGCGGGAGGAGAUCCCCGGGGUCACCUCCCCCAUGAUCUACGUCGCCAUGAUGUUCAGCUGGUUCGCCUGGCACGUCGAGGACCACGAGCUCCACAGCCUCAACUACCUCCACACCGGCGCCCCCAAGACCUGGUAUGGCGUGCCCAGGGACGCCGCCCUCGCCUUCGAGGAGGCCGUGCGCGAGCACGGCUACGCCGGGGAGGUCAAUCCCCUCGUUACUUUCGCUAUCCUGGGCGAGAAGACGACCGUCAUGUCCCCUGAAGUACUCGUAGCUUCGGGAAUCCCAUGCUGCAGAUUGGUGCAAAAUGCAGGGGAGUUUGUCGUCACUUUCCCAGGAGCUUAUCACUCCGGUUUCAGUCAUGGAUUCAAUUGUGCAGAAGCAGCUAAUAUCGCGACUCCUGGCUGGUUGAAAGUGGCGAAGGAGGCGGCAAUCCGAAGGGCAUCAAUCAAUUAUCCUCCCAUGGUCUCCCAUUAUCAGUUGCUCUAUGCGCUUGCCCUAUCCUUGUUUUCAAGGGUGCCCUUCUGUGGAGGGAAUGAGCCACGAAGCUGUAGACUAAGAGAUAAGAUGAAAGGAGAAGGAGAAGAGAUGAUCAAGAAUGAAUUUGUUCGAAGUGUUAUUCAAAACAACAACUUGCUUAGCACUCUUCUAAAUGAUGGAUCUUCUUGUGUUAUUCUUCCGCAAAAUGUGCCAGAUAGUCUUUUAUGUUCAAAUUCACAUGCCAGAUCUCAAAUAAAGAUUAAACCUAGACUGUCACAAGGUUUAAACAGCCGUGAAGAAGCAUUGGAAGCCUCAAGACUUUUACCUUCUGAUGAUUUCAAGCAAGGUUAUAACAUGGGGAUCAGAGAUUUUGGCGGUUUUUGUUCGGUCAAAGGAAAUUCUCUAUCCGUUUCUAAUGGAAAGAAAAUUUUAUCGGCAACUUAUGGUAAAUUUGGUAGUGCUGAUUUGUGCUCUUCCUCAUCGGACUCGCAGAACAUGGAAUGCGAUAAAGAAGGCACCUGCCAAGGUGAUGGGCUAUUGGAUCAAGGACUAUUAUCAUGUGUCACUUGCGGAAUUUUAAGCUUUUCAUGUGUAGCUGUGAUUCAACCAAGAGAAGAAGCAGCAAAGUACCUCAUGUCUACAGACUGUAGUUUUCUUAAUAAUCAUUUUAAUGGAGCCGGUGAAGUUGGUGGAAUAGAUAAUGACAGGGACACGUGGAUAACUGAUGACUUUUCAGGUAAAAGAGACAGUCAUGUGGCAGAUAGAUCUAAUACUUAUUCAGUUCAUGCCUCGGAUCACAGCGUGGAGGUGAUUUCGGACAUCACAUAUCAGAAAGGAGCUUCUGCACUUGAUCUGUUAGCUUCUGUAUAUGGAGAUUUAUCGGACUCCGAUGAUGAAGUUUUAGAUGAUUCCGAAAAUCAAACAUCUGCCCAGAAUUCCGAGUGUACAGCCGGUUCAAAUGAUUUGAAGGGACAGAAAGUUGCAGCUGAGGACAAAAGCCAACUGAAAUUGGAGUUCGCUGAAGGGAUUCAGUCAGAAAAUUCAAAAUCCACUGGGGAGAAGGAACUGGCAAUUUCUCGUAGUUCAAUGAAGUUUGUAGAGGAACCAAUAAGAAAUAGCUGCAUGGAAUUUGGUGGUAGUAGUGAUAAAAUGGGGACUCCUAAUGUUCCCCAUGAUCUCUGCUCUGAUUCAGCUGAUGCAGCUGGAGCUGCUACUAUUACGAGGGAGGUAAGAUGCUUCAGUGCAAAGUUGAAGAACUCGACAACACCAGCAGUGAGGUCUGAUAAAGAUUCAUCAAGGAUGCAUGUAUUCUGUCUUGAGCAUGCUAUUGAGGUUGAGAGGCAACUUCAGCCUGUUGGUGGCGUGCAUAUUAUGCUUUUGUGUCAUCCGGAUUAUCCCAAGAUUGAAGCAGCAGCAAAAGCAUUGGCCAAAGAACUUGAGAUUGAUCAUGAUUGGAAGGAUAUUCAUUUCAGGGAGGCUAGGAAAGAAGAUCAGCAAAUUAUCCGAGCAGCUUUGGAGGAUGAGGAAGCCAUACCCGCGAACUGCGAUUGGGCAGUUAAAAUGGGCAUCAACCUCUAUUACAGCGCCAACCUCAGCAAGUCUCCUCUCUACAGCAAGCAGAUGCCAUACAAUGCAGUCAUAUACAAAGCAUUCGGUCGCAAUUCUCCUAAUCACUCCCCAAUGAAGCUGAAGGCUUCUGGUGGGAGAAGAGCAGGGAGGCAGAAGAAAAUAGCUGUUGCUGGGAGGUGGUGUGGAAAAGUUUGGAUGGCGAACCAAGUCCAUCCCUUCUUAGCUUGCAGAAACAGAGAAGCUGAUGAUGCGGAAUUUGUAGAGAGCCUUUGCUCCAGAAAAGUUGAUCGGAAGCCUGAGUUUGAUCCAGAUACUGAUCAUGGCGGAAGAGUAGCACCUUCCACAAGGAAAGGUAACAAUGCAUCGACUGCAAGAAAAUUGGGAAGGAAAAGGAAAAAGAAACCUUUAAAGAAAACAAAUACAAAAAGACCUAGGAAUAGUAAAGAGGGCACCUCUAGAACAAUGGACAAUGUAGCUGAACCUGCCAUAUCACUAUGUGGAAGGGUUCUCAGGAGUAGUCGCACUAAGCGCCCUGAGAAGCUGAAACAGAACAGCUUGAAGUGUAAAGAUGAAUUGGAAGAUGGAACUCGACCCCCCAUAAAGAAGCAUCCUUCAAGAUCUGACAAAAAUAAGCCAGUAAGGAAGCAAAUUAUGAAGAAGAAAACAAAGAAGAACGAGGCUCCAAGUCACAUAACUAAAGGUGAUGAAGGGGGAGAGUAUACGUGCGAUAUUGAGGGGUGCUCUAUGACUUUUAGCACAAAGCAAGAUCUGGCAACGCACAAGCGCGACAUAUGCCCAGUUAAAGGAUGCUUGAAGAAGUUCUUCUCGCACAAGUAUCUAGUGCAGCAUCGCAAGGUUCACAUGGACGACCGUCCCCUGGAAUGUCCCUGGAAGGGGUGCAACAGGACGUUCAAGUGGCCAUGGGCGAGGACUGAGCAUAUAAGAGUGCACACUGGGGAUCGGCCCUAUGUGUGUCGAGAACCAGGGUGCGGUCAGACGUUCCGGUUCGUAUCCGAUUUCAGCCGGCACAAGCGCAAGACGGGUCAUUCCGUGAAGAAGAGUAAGAGAUGAGUGGAAUUGCACUCACUUGUUUAUUUGGGUCUUGGAGAAGUUAAGAGGGGUUGUAAAUUGAUUUUCUAAUGCAAUUGCUACUGAUUAGCUGAUUAGGAAGGGUAGGCGUGGGCCCGUGUCGCCUCAUCUUUUUUUUUAUUUGCUUUGUUGAAUCAGUGUAAUCUGUCUGUUACCUAGGUUUCAUUGGGCCCAAACUUGUUAUACUUCCAUCUAUUAGGUAGAUAAUUUGUGUUAGAUAUAUUGAUUUUCUGGUAAAUUUCUUUUCUCCGUUAUUGUUGGAUAUUA
This is a messenger RNA of Ananas comosus (pineapple), 4250 nucleotides long. Its product is annotated as lysine-specific demethylase JMJ705-like. The record is from RefSeq and is a predicted model, not a curated record. Gene Ontology annotation, biological process: chromatin remodeling. Gene Ontology annotation, molecular function: histone H3K4me/H3K4me2/H3K4me3 demethylase activity. Gene Ontology annotation, cellular component: nucleus. NCBI's taxonomy places the organism in Eukaryota, Viridiplantae, Streptophyta, Magnoliopsida, Poales, Bromeliaceae.